UUCUUCAUUGUUAGGGACGCGGUGGAAUGUGAUGGUUUGAUCUCCAGCGGGCCGAGGGAGGGGGAAAUAUCCGAGAGGAAACAACCGACGAAAGUGUUUCACGCCGAGGGGGGAGGCCAAAAAAACAUAUACCCCUCUGUCGUCUCCAGCUUCUCUGCGAGGAUAUGUGGAUGAACUUGUCCUCUCCGUGUCGGCAGCAGCAGCAGCGAGUCCGACCGUCCGCAUGAACUCAAACCGUGAGAAGUUGUGGAUGUACUGUCGUUUUUUCUCCAGCCUGCAGUGGGCUCGAUAAGGAUGGAGACUUUGGAGAGAAGAGCAUAACGUGAAGCACGCAGAAGGAUGCAUUAAAAUAUGACAGAUUUGCCUGCUGAACACGACUCUCAGAGGACUUCAAAGUUUUAAAGGGACAGUCACAAAAAAAAAAAAGAAAAAACACCGGAGGGGCCGCUUAGUAAAACAAAAACAAGAGUUUUUCUUUGAGCGCCCCCGAGGAUAUGACGCCAGUACCACACAAAUGUGGCCCUCCAAAAACGUUGUGAUCAAAUAAUCUGAACAGAAACACAGACACAACACAUUUAAGAUAAAGAACUACAGCCAUGUCUGACAAUAAAGACAUUACACAUCGCCACCUGCGGAACAAGCUUCAGAGUCUCGGCAGGAAACUGGAUGAACUGGAAGAAGCGACUAUCAAGCUGCAGAAAGCUGAAGAUGAGCUACUUGACCUGCAGGACAAAAUCAUCCAGGCAGAAGGCAGCAACUCAUCCCUGCUCAACGAUGUGGAGGUGUUGAGGAAGUGUCUCUUGAAGGUCCAGGGAAAGGAUGAGGAGGUACGCAAAGCCGAGGACCUCUGCCGCACGGUGCGAGAGAAACUGGAAGAGGAGGAGAGCCUCACGCAGGAGCUCAAGGCCGAGAUUGAACGUCUGCAGCGGCGGAUGGCUGAACUGGAGAAACUGGAAGAGGCCUUUGGGAAAAGCAAGUCGGACUGCAGCCAGCUCUGUCUGAGCCUCAACGAGGAGAAGAACUUGACGAAGAAGCUCUCGUCUGAGCUGGACGCCCUCAAAGCACGUCUGAAGGAGGUGGAAGGGUCGGAGACGAAGCUCGACAAAGCUGAGCAGGCUUUGGCUACGGAGCUCGAGAAACUCAAGGGGUUCACCCAGACGUUUGUGAGCGAGCGUAAGAGGCUACUCGAGAAACAGAGAGAAGACGAGAAGACCAUUCUGAAGCUCACUGAAAAAUUGGAGCACCAGAAGAACCGCCUUGGUAUGUCAGCAGACCCCGCUCGUCCAGAUUUCAUCAGGUCUCGAAUUGAGGACGAGCUCUCAUCCACGGGGCUCCUUACGAGUAAACUGGCAGGCCGCAAGAAGAGCAUUGACUACUUGAAGAUGUCCAGUGACAUCGGUCUUGUGAACAAAUCUGAGAACCAGAAGAACAGCAGCCUGGAAGGAUCGCAGGAGGAGGACAAUAAAGUAAAGGAGCUGACGCAGGAAGUGGAGCGGCUGAAGAACCGCCUUAAACAGCUGGAGAUCGUGGAGGAGGAUCUAAAGAGCUCAGAGUCCAAAAAUGGGGAACUUCUUGAGAAGUUCCAGGUUGAACGAAGCCGGGCUCGCCAACUGAGCGAGCAGGUGGAACAGCUCAGGACGCAGCUCUGCGGGAAAGGUGGACUAGGAAGAAAUGGAACCAGUAACGUGGAUAAGCUCGGCAACGGGAGCGCUAACGUCGGCCCCAGCGGCCCUGCUAAGUUCCUGGAGAACGGCAAAGCUGAGAAUGAAGAGAUCGUUGCGAAAGGCGGUUUCAGGCAAGAGAAGCCAAAAUAUAGGAGUGCCGCAACUGUCUCAGAACCGAGCUCCCCUAAACACAGGACCAGGGAGCGCUCUCCUCAGCACAAGAGAGAGACCAAGUUGAGGAGCAAAGACAUGAGCCACUCAGAGGACAGCUCUCCUAAGUCUGUAAGGAGAGCCCUCAGUCCUGCUCACAAGACCAGAAGGACGCCUAAAACCCCAACUACUGCAAUUUCAUCCGAUAAUGGACUAAGAGACGCAGGACGAGGAGCUGAAGAAAAGACAAGAGGAGCACCUCUCUCCUCUGUCAACACAUCUAGUGAUGCUAAAAAAGCGUCUGUUCUUAGUCGCUACCCCCCAGCAGCCAACGACCAGAAGCCCCUGAGGACGGCUCACAAACACGCUGAUGGGGAGACUAAAAAGAGCAGAUUAGAAAAGCUUUCAAAAUUAUAUGUUGGCAGUGAUAGUGAGUCAAACAACUCUGAUGUAGUGCCCGAAAGUUCUAGUAACUUAAACAGUAUUUCUGCUUUGGAGAAGGACACGGCCUCUGCUUCAGAUCAGGAAUCAACAGAGCAGGUGCAAGAAUCUGUCUCCGCUUUGGUCGCCUCCAACCCCUCCAAAGACAAUGGAUCCUACACAGCCUACAGAUCCCAAGUCACUCCACUUCUGCCCAGCGACCAGGGGUCAGAAGGUCAUUCAUCUGCCUCUGAAACAGAAUCAACUGGUUCAAGGCCCUCUGAGCCAGAGCCUAUAACUGAGACGACUACUUCAACUGUGAGCAGUAGGACCGCAGCCUCGAGAUACCCUAGAUACUCCCAUGUCCAUGACUCGCACUCAGAGGGUUCUUCAUCCAGGAGCUCGUUUGAUGAAGAGCUGCACAGCAGAACACCGUUAGCUGAGGGAGGCCACCAGGGGGCGACGCACACAGCAUCAGGGAUUGAGAUCCAGCGAGUCUGCAGCCCACGGGAGGCGCUACGGUCCAAAGCUGUCAUCAAGCCGGCGAUAGUCGAGAUUGACCGGAAGGAAAUGAUGAUGUCAGAAGCUUUGGCGACAAAUGGCAAACCCAAAAUAUCCACCAAGCCAAUGGUGACCACCACGAGUAAAAUGACCAGUAGUAUAACCAUCUACCCCAACGACCCAAGCUCCUCCAGAACCAGCAGUCGCAGCAGCAGCGUGUCCAGUGAACACAUGCCGAUCAAAGAACGCCAUACCUCCACCAGUAACAUCCUCAUUGGUCCCAGCAGUGAGCACCAUGGCAGCAUCUCCAUCCCCUAUGAGAUCUCUAUUCCUAAGAGUGAGAUCACCAUGCGAUCAUGCCAGGAUCAGGACUGUGGGCCAGAGGGCCUCAGCGAUUCCUCAUCCAGGUCCAAACUCCACAACGCCUCCAGAGUGGAGACCACGACCAGCAACCUGCGCUGCAAACGCAGCAACUUUAGCCUCCAGUCCUUUGACGGGACAUCGGCAGACUUCAACGACACCGAGUCAGGCUUCGAAAGCAGCAGCAGCAGCAGCACCACCACGGUCUCCAGCUGGAGACGCCAGAGGCAGACCCAGCACUCCCAGGAAGACAAUUUACCAGACAUGAAGAAUGUGACUAUGAGGAGCACGUGGAGGAACAGGGGCCCUGCGUCGAUGGAUGAGCCCAGCCGAGGGAGAGGGGAGACGAGGACGAUGGCUGAUGGUGGGUCGGAGGAUGAAACAGAAGCCGCAACAACAUGGAGGGCUUACCGGGCAACCACCUUCGAUACAGAAGAAACAAUGAGCAGCUCAACAGGAGCCGGUGGGAAUGCUGAUGUGCAGAAGGGAGCCAAGCCGUCCCCUGCAGAGGUGUACAUGCGUCGGAUAAACAAUAGAGAUGUAGAGGAGCCAGGGCUACGCCGUGCUAAGCGCGCACAGUCCCCCAGCGUGGAGGCAGGAGGCCUGGGAAGGGUCAUACCCCACGCACCUAUUACCUCUCAGUCCUGGGGACGAUCAUAUACACAACAACAGGCUUCGGAUGGCACAGAGCCCGGUCUCAACCCGAGCCACAGUCCGGCCUCCUGGAGGCGGCAGAUUCCCGGCAGCGACGCUCCCCACCUUGGGACCUCUUAUGACCGAACGUCUAAGACAGCGGGGGCUUCCUCCAGAGGGGAUCUGUGGUCCAGUCGAGGUCAAGGGUCAGGAGCCAGAGCCGAGGGGAGGAGUGCAGCGGGGAGCCGGCCGUGGAGCCAUCGGCAGGCUGAACAUCAUUAAAGACUGACUUGGAACAGAGCAGGACUUCUUCAGCAAAUAACAGCAGCACCCCAUUACGCUCUCAAUGGCACAAGGAGGGGCCAAAACAUCCGUCUCCCAUCAACUCAUGGCUUCACCAUCUCCAAAAAAGUCAACAUCUACUGCUUCUAAAGCGAGCAAAAGAAAAGAGAAAGUUGCAGCCAUAUAGAACAACAAAACCACAGACAUCCUUACUGCGACCCUGAGAAGGUGGACCGCGCUCUUCCUACCCGGAAACAGUCUCUGUCCCCAAAGAGACGUGAAUGGAAAGACAGUGCCUGUACAGUGUUUUUUUUGGGGGGUUUUUUUUUGGAGGUCUCCUCACCAGCCCGUGUAUCCUCUUCCGCUUCUCGUGUCGGAUGUAUUAUAGUGUAAUCCAGAAAAAACUUGACAAGGGAGAGGCUGGGAUGCUGAGGGGACAUGCUGCAGAUGUUCCUGCAUGCCGGAGAGGAAGAAGGGACUCACAAGGACCAUUACAGUGACCUCAGAGGAGCUGGAUUUGAGAAUAAUCAGCGUUUAUAUAUCACGGAACAUAACAACCCGAUGUUGAAUCAACAGCAGUGUGAUGUUUUUAAAAAAACAGGGAUGGAUCACCGAGCAGAUUUCUUCACAAACUAAAGGCUCUGUACCUUAAAUGUGACCAAAAAACAGGAAGCGAAUUACCAUCUUAUGCUAAGCUAACCCAUCAAAUUAACAUCACGUUUAACCGACUUGAUUUGCUUUCUUGUUCAUUGGUGUUAUUUUCAGGUUUUAAUCGCACAUAUUUACACUAAACCAUAAGAAACACACGUGCAGAACUCUGCGGUGUGGUCGGUCCCCGCUCUCUGGCAUGCAGCCUCAAACUGGAUCCAAUUUUGGUGAUUUCUACGAUGUUGAGCAAACAUUUGCAUGUUUCUGAGAAGUGAAUGAAAAAGCACUUGAAAGGUUGUGACUCAGCAUGCAAUUAGCUUCAAAAAUAACCGCUGCUUGGCUGCAUAAAAGGAGCGGAUAAUAACUGACAAUCUUUUUUUUUUUUUUUUUUAAAUGAUUUCUGCCGUUUUCACCAGGUGAUUUUUUUUUGAUCCGUCGUAAUUCGCUUCCUGUUCUGCAUUUAUCCUCUCCCUCCCUGCUCGACACAUAUCAGGACUAAAAAAAGAGUCAUAGUUUGCACGCCAAGAAAUGCAAUGCACAUGUAGAAGAAGAAAAAAAAAAAGUAGGGACAAGGGGAAGGGUGUUGCUUAUAACCUCAAAUCAUGCUACAGUAUCCAUGGUGCUUUGUUUUACAGCUGAUGCAAUCGUCCUCGUACAGAAAGUGUAUUAUUAGAGAAACGGAUUCUCUGUUUUAGCAGAACGUUUGGACUUCACAUUACCAGCAAACCUGGCCUGGCGAGGGUGGACAUCUUUCUCUUCAUCACGCCAGCCAGUCAUAGGACACACAAGACUUCAAACCACAGAGAGCAGCCUGUGCGUGUGACCGGGUUCGCCGUGCGAAUCGUCUCAUCUUUUCUUUUCCUUUUUUUUUGAUUGAGAUGUAUUAUUAUGUUAAUAUCGACUCGUGGUCGGUAUUUCAAACGGGGGUGCCGUCGAGAAAAAAGAUUUAGUAUUGGCCAGUAAUAAAAUGUUUGGUGUUUUUUUUCCGUCGAGGUAAAAGGUGCAUAUCUCGUUUAUCACGUUCUCUCUCUCUGAUGUUUGAGGCUCCUGCUGAAACUUUACACUCACUCGCAGUGCGACAGACUUUGUCAACUUCCCACAGCUUCAUGUAUGAAUGUUUGAUGCUGAAUGACCAAUUGCUCGAUGGCUUGAUGAAACUCAACUGCGUUCUCUCUCCGUCUGUCUAACAAGGCGACGGCGUGCUGUAACCGAGAGAGGACUCGUCUGCUGUUCUAGAUUUCAAAAUGCUGUUUGUAGUCGGGAAGGCCGCUCAGUCUGAGUACAUUUCUUAGUUCCGCUGUCUGUCAUGUGUUUUCCUCUCUGCAUACAUUGUGGUUCUUUUAUUGUGAAGGGGUCUGUCAGGUGGCAGGUUUCCUGUUUGUCACUGAUUCGUCUUUAAAGUCCAAAUAUAAGUAUCUGUAUUUUGUCAAUAGUUUACCCAGUUUCUGGAAACAUCCUCUGGGACUUCUCCUAUGCCUUCAGAUACAAUAAGAAAACAAAGAGCAGGAAUCACAUCCUGUUCUCUUCUGUGCAGAGAAACGACAUGCAACACCGGCCUCGAGCUUCAGCUUUCUAUUCAUUUCACACUUGGAGGAUUGUCGAGUUGAACAUCGUAAAAAGUAUUUUUGGUUUUAGCGUUUUAAAAAAAAAAUCUCACUGAAGGAUGUCGAGACAAAAAUUCACUGAGAUUGUUUCUAUCCCGACUUCAAAGCAGCCUUUAAAAAAAAGAAGAAAAAAAGGCUGCACCGCCCUAAAAGCAACGUCCUCUGGAUGUGUCUGUCAGCGGAGCAGAAAGGAUUGCCAUGUGGCCUCUUCACUGCCGGCUUUAUGAUGGAGCAAAAAACAGAGCAGACAAACUGUUCAGAGCUCUCAGUGCUCGUGCCAAGACGCUCUGUGCUCCCUCUAUUAUUGUUUCUGCUGCCAUGUGUUUUAUUUACCAAGAGGGACCGCCAUCUCUUCUUGAGUCUCCCAUUUUUUUUCCUCCCGAGUAUUUUAGAGAAGUCAAGUCCCCCUUCCUUCCUCUCUUGGAUUUCCUGAAUGAAGUUCUGAAGCUCGUUUUUGGUUCAAAAGGUUUUUUUUAUUUUCUGUCACCAGACUGUGAUGGGCAGCUCCCGGGGAAAGCUGAAAGGUCUGAGGUCAUGGCUGCAUCUAAUCCUGUCUCUACAUCUUGACUCAGGGCUUCUAAAUACAGCAGAGAGGGAGACGGACGGCUUGGCAGCGCUGUCCACUUUAGGGAGAAUUAAAACAAGAGACGAGAGUGUAUCGAAUGUCCUGCGCUCAUGCUGCCAGAGAUACAUGUGGUGUGGACGUCCAUCUGUGUGUGUGUGUGUGUGUGUGUGUGUGUGUGUGUUAUUAAUAUGCGUGUGAGGACUCUCGUCUUAGAGCUCCACAUCUCAACAGGUGAUGUUGUGAGCUGCUGCAGAUCCCCAGAGGCCACUGACUGACAACUGUGCACGAGUGUUUGUCACAGUGGGAAUGCAGAGAUUUCUAAAUAUAUCGGAGGAUGACAUCACUGUGAAGUCAGGAUGUCUGUAUUUAGCAACUCAGUGAUGCAAGUGCUAACACGAACGCCCUCCUCGACCUCCGCCUCCCUCCACCACCUGUUCCCCCCCACUGGCCAGAAAAAAAAAAGAUCAAAUCCAACCUGCUGACAAUCCUACAGUUUCACUUUUCCAUUCUGCAACACUGUGCAGCAAGUCUUUCAUUUAUCUCUUCUAUACUUUCCUCCACCGGUCUGCUUUUCUAACCCCUCUCUCACCCCUGUAGGGAGUAUUUGAGUCAGGUUUUCCCAGGAUGAGUCCAGCUGUCGGAAACAGUAGGUUUUAUGACGCGUUGGAGGGUCUCCCUCCUGGAGAACGGCUUCAAAGAGAAAACGCAGCAAAAUGAAACUCCAUCCUCUGCUAUGCACGCUUCUGUUCUUCUUUACAACGCCCCCCCAAAGAACACAAACACCCAGCUGUAACGUCCACUGGAAACCUGGCUGAGCUCUUGUGUGUCACACAUGUUCGAGGGCUGCAGAAUAAUACUCACAUUUUAUUGGUCGCGAGAGCGUGCAAAGUGUCGACACAGUAGAAUGUAGUAAUGGGUCAUCAAGGAAUCAAGUGAUGAUUUUACAGAUUUUAAGACUUUAUUUCAGAUCGGUGGUUCCCCUCCUUCCUGAAUCAUAAAUCUUGAAUCAGAGAAUCGGAGCAGAAUAUUUGGGACAUUUCUGUGAACGAUGAACGUGAGGCUGCUUCCGCUCCCCCCCCCCCCCGUUAACUAAACUAGAGAGUGAACUUCCAACCUCUUAAACUCAGCCUGUGUUUGCAUAAACAUCCGUUAUUGACAAGUCAUUGUUUUGCCCUUGUUGUAAAGUAGAACUAGAAUGUACUUAGUGGAGAUUAGUGUGGCCAGGUUGUUGGGCAGCGGGCCCUUUUUUUUUUUUUAAUUCUGAAAGGCCUCCAUUGUGAGGUCGGGGUCGUGGUGUCAGUGGGUGUCGUAGGCUGUAAUCUGCACUUAACCAGCACUUAACUUUAAGACCUCAAACGACUUAUGCCCCCUUAGUCCCCUCUGUCACAAAGUCCCCUUCUUCUUUUUUUGUUUUGUUUUCUUGAACCAGAAUUGUACUUUAACUGUAUCUCAGAAGCCGUUCGCUGAAUGUACCACCGUCUUUCAGAAUCAUCUCAUCAAGUUCAGAAAAGGAAAUUGGCGAAUGCAAACCCCCCCCCCUUCCCCCGUUGUUCCUGCAUCUCAGCCUUCUAACAGCGUGCCAAAAUCAUUCCACAGUAUUUCCAGUUUACAGUCCGAGGCAGAGCUGAUGGAUCUCUGCCUCUAUAAGAUGCUGAAAAAUAAGGAGAGAGAAAAAAAAAACAUUUUAUAAGGGUUGUCUCUUUUUUUUGUUUACUUCUUCUUCUAUGUUUUUAUUUCAAAAAGAUGUCUUAUUUUGGAAGAUAUAUCGGAUAGAUUUUUAUUUAAGGAAACUCUUGUAAUUUUGUAAAGUGGGCCUUAUUAUUGAACUAUAUUAAGUAUUUGUCCAUCCUGAUUUUAAGAAAUGAUUUUUUUUUUUUGAUGUAUCUUUUUUGUUCUCACACUCCUGGAGAGUUCUUCUUCCUGUGUUUUUUUUUGUUUUUUUGUGUGUUUGUUGUUUUAAUGUAAGACAUUUCUCGUGACCUGGAGACAUGGGCUGCACACUAACAGAUCAGAGAGAGAGGGCUCGUGUCAUAGUCAUCCAAGAAUGAGAGUUAUGUGCGGGUUUUUUUUCAAGUCGGAGGAGAGCCCGGUGUGCAGCGCUGAGAGGUUCAACAUGUGUUCAUGCUCAGCGCUCCGGCCUGCUCUGUUCUUCCCUCGCUCAUAAAUUCAGGGUUCGUACAUCUUCUGUGCUGUAUGUUUGUAAGUGCUGCCAAAGAGAGAAGUGUGCAGGCUCCAGAAACACAUGUGUACAUAUAUAUCUAUAUAUAAACGCACACAAGUAAUCUUAUAGGAAUAAUAUAGUAGGAACUAAAAAAAAAAUGACAUCUCAUUUCUCUUACAUGCACAGACACAAGAACUUCCGGCCUGUACAAUCAACAUUAGUUUAUUGCUGAGGGUUUUUAUUUUGUGUGCAGAAGAAGAGGACACACCGAGGUGUCAAACAAACUGUGUGUGUAAAGAAAUCGCAUCAAAAGGGUUUUUAUGAUUUUAGUUUUGCUUCUCUGUAUGUCGGAAAAGACGCUGUGGGGGUUUUUGUUUGAUAUCUUCUUCUCCUGUUUUUUUUUUUGGUUUUUUUUAGACUUAAUCCAUAUUGCAUGUUUUAACCUUUCUGUGUCUGGCGCACUCUGCAUGUAGGUCUCUCGAAGCUGCCAACUGUACAGCAAAAACCCAUAUGUAUUCCAAUAAAGAAUAAAUACAAAACUGUUUGUAA
Molecule: messenger RNA, 9537 nt
Organism: Labrus mixtus (cuckoo wrasse)
Lineage: Eukaryota; Metazoa; Chordata; Actinopteri; Labriformes; Labridae
Gene: luzp1
Product: leucine zipper protein 1
Exons: 8
Coding region: 597-4010 (1137 amino acids)
Source: RefSeq, a predicted model, not a curated record